CUCUUUUCAUAUUUUCCAAAAUCGAAUUAGUUCAGUUCACAGCUAAACGUUUAACAGAACACAACACAAACCAGAGCACCGACAACUCACAACAUAUAAGAAUCAUAAUAAAUUCAAAACCAACAAAUAAUAAAUUAAAUAUAUUAGAAAAAAAAAAUAAAACCGAGCACAAGAGAGAGAUAUAUUCUAAAGCAACGGAAAUAUAAAUUGAAUUUAUAUUCAAUUCCAAAUUAAGUGUUGAAAAAGAAAUUUAGUAGCCAAAAUCAUAAAAAAGGCAACAAAAGUAACAAAUUUAGUGCAAAUUUUUAGAAAUAUCUUGUGAAUCAUAUCAACAAAAUGCAUAGCACAUUAUUGGAUGAGAUUAACCAAAAUGGUUACAUUGUUAUUGAAGAUUUCCUAACACCCGAAGAAGUCGAUGAACUCUACAAAGCUGGACGUGCCUUAUGCAUGGAUGCUCCUCAGGCAAAUCGCAAAAUAUUCGAUACUUGCAAACACGAAGAUGCCCAGAGUAAAGAAACCUAUUUCCUCGAGUCUGGAGACAAAGUGCGAUAUUUCUUUGAAGAUGGUGCAGUAGGUGAAAAAGGCGAAUUGUUGGUGGAUCCCAUGGUGGCACUGAAUAAAGUCGGCCAUGCUUUACACACAGAAAAUCCUGUCUUUAAUAAAAUCAGUUUCUGCAAUCGUGUUAAGGAGAUUUGUUGGCAAUUGAAUUUCAAUAAGCCUGCCAUUUGCCAGAGCAUGUAUAUCUAUAAGAAUCCCAGUAUUGGAGGUGAAGUUGUGGCCCACCAAGACUCAUGGUAUUUACAUACAGAACCUGGUUCAGCUAUUGGAUUUUGGUUUGCCUUGGAAGACUGUACUCUGCAAAAUGGUUGUCUGCAAUUUAUCAAGGGAUCUCAUAAGAGUGGAGUGCAUCGUAGAUAUAUUCGCAAUCCCGAUAAGGAUUCUAAUGAUUUGAUGAUCUACGAUAGAGCAGCACCAAUUUAUCCUCAUUCAAGUUUCACACCCAUACACUGUAGCAAAGGUACCUGCAUUGUCAUCCAUGGCGAUGUUGUGCAUAGGAGUGAACCAAAUCGUUCCACCAAAAGCCGUCAUGCCUACACCUUCCAUGUUAUUGAGACUGAAAAUAAUGUCAAAUACUCUGAAGACAAUUGGUUGCAGCCACCAAAAGACAAACCCUUCCCCUUGCUCUUCGAAAGAAAGAACUGAUCUAACUGUCUCUAUUUACAUACGUAUAUUAUGGAACGAAUUAAACCACCAUUAUUUUCCACAAUGUUUUAUACAAUUUCCGUUUUGUAAUUUAAUAUGUGCCUGUAUGUUUUUUCUUAUAAUUUUUUAGGUUUUCGUUCUAAAGUAAUUUCUGUUCUUUGUGAUUUUAACCCUCCCCCAUAUUAUUUUUGCAAUAAUUUAGUUUAAUAUCUUUAAGUGAAGUAACGAUUGUAUUAAUUCAAGACAAAGAUAAGAAGCAUGUUGACAUAGAUAU
This is a messenger RNA of Stomoxys calcitrans (stable fly), 1477 nucleotides long. It is a transcript of the gene Phyhd1, whose product is annotated as phytanoyl-CoA dioxygenase domain-containing protein 1. The transcript has 3 exons. The record is from RefSeq and is a predicted model, not a curated record. Bases 337 to 1203 code for a protein of 288 amino acids. NCBI's taxonomy places the organism in Eukaryota, Metazoa, Arthropoda, Insecta, Diptera, Muscidae.